AUGCACCUGCCCGGCUGCUCGCCAGCCAUGGCCGACGGGAGCUUCUCGCUCGCUGGCCACCUGCUCCGCAGCCCGGGCGGGAGCACCUCGCGCUUGCACAGCAUCGAGGCCAUCCUGGGCUUUACCAAGGACGACGGGAUCCUAGACCCCUUUCCUACAGAGAGGGAUUCCAGGGGCGCAAAGGAACGAGAUCCCAGGCUGGGCGCUCGGCCCGCCUGCCCCAAGGCGCCAGCGGGAAGCACUGAGUCUUCCCCACCGCCAGCCCCCGGGCUGGUCCCGGAAUACGAAGCUUCUCGCCCCUGCUACCCUAAGGAGCAGGGAGAGACACGGCCGAGCCCAGGACUGCCUGUUGGGCCAGCAGCAGGUGACUCGAAGCUACCAGAGGAGGAACCUCCCAAGAAGAAGCACCGACGUAACCGCACAACGUUCACCACGUACCAACUGCACGAACUGGAGCGCGCCUUUGAGAAAUCCCACUAUCCGGACGUGUACAGUCGCGAAGAGCUGGCCGGCAAGGUUAACCUACCCGAGGUGCGGGUCCAGGUUUGGUUCCAGAACCGACGAGCUAAGUGGAGGCGGCAGGAGAAACUGGAAGUGUCGUCCAUGAAGUUGCAGGACUCGCCCCUCCUCUCCUUCAGCCGCUCUCCGCCUUCCUCUUCUCUGGCCCCGUUGGGGACCGGCCCGGGAAGCGGUAGCGGACCUCCCGGGAGCGCCCUGCCCCUGGAGCCUUGGCUCGGGCCGCCGCUGCCGGGUGGAGGUGCCACAGCGCUGCAGAGCCUGCCUGGCUUCGGGCCACCGGCGCAGGGUCUCCCGGCCAGCUACACGCCACCCCCGCCCUUCCUGAACUCCGCGCCCCUGGGCCCGGGUCUGCAGCAGCUCGGGCCACCGCCCGCCUAUACGUGCGCUCCGGGAUUCGGGGACAAGUUCUCGCUGGAAGAGGCUUAUCCGCGCAACAGCAGCAUAGCCGCUCUGCGCUUGAAGGCCAAGGAGCAUAUCCAGGCCAUCGGGAAGCCCUGGCAAGCCCUCUAG
This is a messenger RNA of Arvicola amphibius (Eurasian water vole), 1029 nucleotides long. It is a transcript of the gene Rax, whose product is annotated as retina and anterior neural fold homeobox. Gene Ontology annotation, molecular function: DNA-binding transcription factor activity, RNA polymerase II-specific; RNA polymerase II cis-regulatory region sequence-specific DNA binding. NCBI's taxonomy places the organism in Eukaryota, Metazoa, Chordata, Mammalia, Rodentia, Cricetidae. The transcript is spliced from 3 exons. Bases 1 to 1029 code for a protein of 342 amino acids. The record is from RefSeq and is a predicted model, not a curated record. Gene Ontology annotation, biological process: positive regulation of transcription by RNA polymerase II.